GUGGGGACGCGCCGCGCUGCUGCCGUUACCUCGCCCGAUGUGUGUGAGUAUGAGCAUAACUUUGUACUGUGCACUGCAAAAACCUGUACAAGCAAAUAGUAUGAAUAGUGCAAAAAGCUGUUAAGUUUCUACAGGCAUCUCCUGGACUGGAAUUCAAGAGAAUGGUCCUAUCCCAGUGACGGCAUUCUGGGUUUAUGGGCAGCAUCAUAAAAUCUUAAUCAAGUGAAAAUGGCCUUUAGCAAUCUGACAUCAAAGGCUGUACUACUGUAUGAUGAAUGGAUUAAAGAUGCCGAUCCAAGACUUGAAGGCUGGCCACUCAUGUCUUCACCUUUUCCAACAACGUUUAUCAUUGGAACCUACAUUUAUUUUGUCACUUCCUUGGGACCCAAACUGAUGGAAAAUAAAAAACCUUUUGAACUCAGGCAGAUAAUGGCAUGUUACAAUUUUAGUGUGGUAGCCCUCUCUCUAUAUAUGACUUAUGAAUUUCUUAUGUCAGGUUGGGCCACAGGGUACUCAUUCCGGUGCGAUAUCGUUGACUACUCAAGGUCACCUACAGCUCUAAGAAUGGUACGAACUUGUUGGCUUUACUACUUUUCCAAGUUCAUUGAAUUAUUAGACACUAUAUUUUUUGUGCUGCGUAAGAAAAACAACCAAGUAACAUUCCUGCAUGUCUUUCAUCAUUCCAUCAUGCCAUGGACCUGGUGGUUUGGAGUCAAAUUUGCUGCAGGUGGUUUGGGAACAUUUCAUGCUUUGCUGAACUGCAUUGUCCAUGUUGUCAUGUACACUUAUUACGGAAUCUGUUCUUUGGGACCAGCCUAUCAUAAAUACUUAUGGUGGAAAAAAUACAUGACAACUAUACAACUCGUCCAGUUUAUUAUGAUUACAUGCCAUAUAGGACAAAUCUACAUGAUGGAUGAUUGUCCAUACCAGUAUCCAAUUUUCAUGUUUAUUAUUUGGCUGUAUGGCUCUGUGUUUUUAGUCUUGUUUCUCCACUUCUGGUACCACGCUUACACGAAAGGAAAAAGACUACCAAAGAUGGCAAGAAAUGGGAUCAACAAAGAUCAGUGAAACAAACUCUUGUCUCUAAAAACAAAGAAAUGCAUAUGUCAAUGUGGAAAUUUGUGCUACUUGACAAUCAAGAUAUUUAGGUGCACACACUACGCAGUGUAUAUUUUGUAUGUUUUCUUCCAAAACUGAAUUUGUAUUUUUACCAUAAGUUAAUUGGGGUUCAGAAUUUGGGGGACAGGAGGAGCAGUGUGGAUCUCUGAUUUAAAAAAAAAAAAAAAAAGGUGGUUUUUUUCAACAACUUGUUCAUGUUUAUCCUAUAAGAAAUUAAUGGAUAGAUGAUCUCUAUCUAGAAGAUACAUGAAAAUACAUUCAUUGGGAAAAUUAAAAUGUGUAUGACAAGUACUGAGUACUUUGAACACUGAGGGGAUAAAAUUACUUUACCUUAAAUGUUAUAUAAGUUGUUGAGAUUGUCAGCUGCAUUUUAUUAAAAGAAUGAAUCUUCAGUAAGUACUGUUUAUAGAAUCUAAAGGUUAUUAUUAAUAUAGUUAAUACAUAAAUGUUACAUUUGUUUAUGAACUAUAUUACUUUAAAGAAAGGAAUGUAUGUUAAUCUGUCAAGGUAUGGCGUUUCAUUUGAAGAUCAUAGAUUUUUGGAUAUACUGUCUUUUACUAAGAUAACUUAAUUCAUUUCACGUUCUACUCACUUGAAUGUUAUUCUAAAUGUCAGAAAGCUACUAUUUUGAGGAUUAUCUGAACUGUCUUGUAGUGUAAUGAUCAAAACAUCUUACUUAUCUGUUCACCAAAGUAGCCUAAUAUACUUAUUCAAUGUAUUUAUGGAUAUCUUUUGAAAUUGGUAGCCUAGGCUGUUUGAGGGGGGGGGGAGGAAUCUUAGCCUUGAUUCAAUAGCCAAAAUCGUAGCCCUCAAACAAGUUUGAAAAAAAUAUUUUUUGAUUGAAGCCUAAAUGUCACUUAGCAUGACUGUACUGUGCUCUAUUUUCUUCCAUAUCUGUUGAAAUAUAUGCCUAGAAAGAUUUUCUGUUAGGUUUUUUUUCAUGAUUGUUUUUGACAACUCAAGGUUAAAGUUUCUCCAUUAAUAGCGCCAGUUACCUUGUCAGAAACUAGGCAAAAAGAUAUGUGCCAUUCUCUGAGCUGCUGCGAGUGGGUCAGGCAGUGGUGACCAGGCACGAUUCCAGUCUAUGCAGAAUUAACUGGUAUGUUGUUUUCCGUGAUUGUUAUGGUCACACGUGUAGAUUGUUAUGGUCACACGUGUAUAGAAACCAAACGACUUAGCUACUUGUAUGCAAGUUGCAUUUGUACUGUACAAAUUAUUAAGGAAUUGGUGCACGUAACAGACCUGUAAAUGAGGAGUUAAAGGUAUUUAAAUUAAUGUUAACAUUAAAAGUACCAGUUCAUAUUAUGUUCACUACUAACAGAAAAGAACCUUGCGAUAUUUGCUUUGUGCUUGAUCUACCUGUGCGAUUUUUCAAAUACCCAAAUCUUUGGGGCAGGUUUUCAUUUCCUCCCUGUUGCACAAUUCCAAGAAAGUUUUGUUACCUGAAUACUUAUGGGGAUACUGACAUUUAUAGUGUAUUAUUACUGCUAAAAGGAUUUAAACUUUAUCUUGAACAUGAGUUGCAAAUGAUUUCUUAUGAGAUUACAUUAUGAGUCUUUAUAAAAUAAAUUAAA
Molecule: messenger RNA, 2693 nt
Organism: Chroicocephalus ridibundus (black-headed gull)
Lineage: Eukaryota; Metazoa; Chordata; Aves; Charadriiformes; Laridae
Gene: ELOVL7
Product: ELOVL fatty acid elongase 7
Exons: 9
Coding region: 229-1068 (279 amino acids)
Biological process (GO): fatty acid elongation, polyunsaturated fatty acid; fatty acid elongation, monounsaturated fatty acid; very long-chain fatty acid biosynthetic process
Cellular component (GO): endoplasmic reticulum membrane; endoplasmic reticulum
Molecular function (GO): fatty acid elongase activity
Source: RefSeq, a predicted model, not a curated record